This is a messenger RNA of Mercenaria mercenaria, 7189 nucleotides long. RefSeq names its product adenylate cyclase type 10-like. Gene Ontology annotation, molecular function: adenylate cyclase activity. Gene Ontology annotation, cellular component: cytoplasm. Gene Ontology annotation, biological process: intracellular signal transduction; cyclic nucleotide biosynthetic process. NCBI's taxonomy places the organism in Eukaryota, Metazoa, Mollusca, Bivalvia, Venerida, Veneridae. The coding region runs from base 125 to 5383 and encodes 1752 amino acids. The record is from RefSeq and is a predicted model, not a curated record. The transcript has 32 exons.
UUAGAGUAUGCGCACGCGUAAAAUGACGUCAUAAAUUCGUCUGUGGGAUUUUCCAAUAUUAUGUCAACAUGGAUUUUGAGGAAAAUAUAACAUAAAUACAAAACGUAUACAUUGUAUUUGUACAAUGUUUAAUCUCCAGCCAAUCCAGGCUUCAGGAGCAGGUUCAGUGUCAACCACUGGGUCAAGCGAUGAUGAGACAUCCAAGCUAAAGAAAAUGAAGCCCCAUGUACCUGGCAUUGUUAUAUUUGCCGAUCACAAUCGUCCUCUGCCAUGGUCUGUAACAUAUCACGCAGUGACUUUGUUUGCAGAUGUUUCAGGUUUCACCGCCUUGUGUGAAAAGUACAGUACUAUGGGGCAGUCUGGGGUGGAUCAGCUUACCAGAACACUGAACGAAUAUCUUAGCGUUCUUGUAGAAGGUAUCUUAGGUUCAGACGGAGACAUUCUCAAGUUUGCAGGUGAUGCUAUUCUCGCUAUAUGGAGGGUCGGUAGAGUCGAAGAGCUUCAAUCUGAAGUAGAAAAGGUAGUGAAGUGUUGUCUUACUAUGCAGGAUAUGUGUGGCGAGUGGGACACGGAUAUUGGUGUAAAGCUUACUGUCAAGAUAGGCGUUGCUGCUGGUGAAAUGGCUGUCACAUUUCUCGGAAAUCGUGAGUACAGACACUACGUUGAGCUGGGACCAGCCAUUUCUGCUGUAAACACUGCUGAACAUUUCUGUCAGUCUGGAAUGAUUGUUAUAUCUCCAGACACCUGGAAACACUGUGAUCAGGCAUUGUUUAAACUAGAGCCAAUGGAAGAUUUGAAACAUAUGCGGGUAAUUGGAAUUAAGCCAGCAAAACGGUCAAGAAGUUACAGUUUGCCAACACCGCAGCUACAUCCACAACUGCAACUGCAACUGCAAGAACGACGACAAUCUGAUGAGUUAACUGUUGACGAUAUGAAAACGUUUAGAAAGGGUCACUUGACAAGAAUGCUUUUACCUGCGAUUGAAUCAACAAUUCCAACAUCCGAAGGAAAGGAUACAGUUCCAUUGAUAGAGCUGACGGGGGUAGAAGAAAAUGAUCGUGAUGAAUCAAGUGACACUUCAAAACCACAGAAAAAUAUGAAAAAUGUAGUUCGAAAUAAAAUAAAUGUUGGAGCAAAAUUUGGAAAAUUAAAGAAACUUGUUACAACUGUAACAGAGAUGAAGCUGGAUAUAGCGUUAAGGUUAUACAUUCUAAAUCCUGUUCUUAAAAAGAUCGAUGACAAUCAACCUCUGGAAUACUUAUCUGAGAUGAGACAAGUUUCAAUUUUAUUCAUGAAUCUUGUGCUAGAUGAAACAGUGCAGAAAGAUACAGAAGCGAACGAACAGUUGUUACAGAAGAUAUUUGAACUUGUGUAUUUGAAGACAAAAGCGAUGCAUGGUGCAUUGAACAAAGUAUUUCUGUUUGACAAGGGGUGUACAUUCCUAGUGAUAUUUGGACUACCCGGGUACAAACAUGAAAAUGACUGCGCACAUGCUCUCGUCUGUUCUGGAAGAAUGAAAUGCCAGCUUGAUAAUACGGAAGGAGUCGAGAGAGUUUCAAUAGGCGUGACAACAGGAACGACCUUUUGUGGGGUAGUUGGACAUAACCAAAGGCACGAAUACUCCGUGAUUGGAAGAAAAGUUAAUAUGGCUGCAAGAUUGAUGAUGCAUUAUCCUGACAAAAUUACUUGUGACACUGAUACGUAUCAGUCCUGUCGAUUGCCGCCGUCAUUUUUUGAAGUUUUAAUGACAAAGCGAAUGAAAGGUCUGAGGAAUAUUGGAGUUAUAAGACAGUUUGUCGGCUAUUCGAAGGAUGAGAAAAUGGUGGCGAAGAGUAUAAUGCAUACAGACUAUCCUAUUUUGGGUAGGCAAAUGGAGGACUUCAUAUUCCGUGAACAACUGAAGGUGAUCAGAAAAGAAGAGAACAAGAGACGUCAUUUAGUGCUCAGCGGACCAUCAGGAAUAGGCAAAACAAAAGUUCUUGAUCAAGCGCUUUUCAUCGCUGGACAGGAGACGUUCAACACCAUAUCGUGUCGUGUGGAGAUGGAAGAUAGCAGUUAUCCUCACUUUGUGUCAAACCAUGUCUUGCGAUGUAUGUUGAGUAACAAAGGUUAUUCCGACCAAAUCGACAAAGAACCUUACUUGAUUGAUGCCAUUGGAGAAGAUAGUGUGUAUUUGUAUGUUUUGAAUGAUGUUCUUGGAACACAGAUUGAAAAGCCUGUUUCGCUUGUUGGUGAGAAGGUCGACGAAAAAGCAAAACGGAAACUACUUUUUAGGAAAAUUGCAUUUGAGUGCCUAGAUACCGAAGGGACUGUAAUUGUCAUCGAUGAUGCACAUAAUAUCGACGCGUUUUCGUGGACAUUUUUGUGUGAGCUUUUACCUUUGAAAAACUGCUUGAUAGUCCUGAGUGUUAGACCGACAAUUUUGGAUGUUCCUUCAUGCCCAGAGACUUUGUACUUCUUCCAACACUCGGAAGUUAAAGUUAUAGACUUGAGUGCACUUGAUCCGAAGUAUGUUGCUCCGCUUGCUUGUCAGAUGAUGAAUGUUUGCAGUAUACCAAAGGACUUAGAUAGUCUUUUACGAGAAAGGAGUCAUGGGGUUCCGUCAUGGUGCCUGGAAAUCUUGCGGGAUAUGCUUGAAAAGAAGCAGCUAAUAAUAGUACAUGAUGACGGACGAAAAGAGUUCAAACACUCUUUUAUUGCUCCAAACAAGUCAUUGAUUACAACAGCUGCAACAAUGCAUAUGUUGAGUGUACCCAGCGAUGCAAGAGUACAACAGCUUCAGAAUUUCGCUGUCACAGAAAUAGAAGAUGAUGAUAUACAGUCUUCAGACAAAGAUUUGUUAUCAGACCUUGGGUUUAAUACCGAACUCAAAGAAGGCUCGACUCUAAGACUUUCUUUGUCGGUGCCAUCAAAAGAGCUCAUAGGAUGUAAAAAAGACGGUUACAGCCAGUCAAGACAAAUUAGCAGAAUACAGAUGGAAAGAAUUGCAAUAUUUGCCAAGGGCAUUGACUCUAAUGACUUGCCUGUACCGGUUUCUAUGAAAGAAUUAAUUGUGGCGCGGAUCGAUUCGAUGAGGGCAACUGAUCAGCUAAUGAUAAAGUGUGCUGCAGUACUUGGUAAAGUUGUAAGAAGAGAUAUUCUUGAAAUUCUGCUGCCAAAAGCGCAUCGUCCUAAACUUGCUGGUACAAUACGUAGAUUGAUGGAAAGUGGGAUAUUCACGUGCUCUAAAACACCAACAUCUCAAGUGGCGGUAAAGAAAGGAACACGUGAUGACUAUCGAAGUCAGAAGUACAAAUGCUUUUGUUAUACAAGUGUUUCAGAAACAAGCACAGCUGACACAAAUGCUUGUUAUGAGCCCAUGUUUACGCAUCAGCUAUUACAGGAAACUGCAUACGAAGUUUUGAUGGAAUCACAACGAAAUGAAUUACACACGAAAGCAGCGCAGUAUCUAGAACUUUCAGCAGAUGAACUUAGGGCACACAUCCCGCACUAUUUGCUGUUUAGACCACCAGCCGAUGAUCUUGAAGAGCAAGCGAAGCUUAUUGAACUAAAACUUGCUGAUGUCGAUGCUGUUAUAUCUGUACGAAGAAAAAGCCUCGAGACUGAAGAGGCAGAAAAUAAAAAAGCUGUUUUUGAUGCUGUUGAAUCAAAUUCAAAACGUGGGCGUAGACAGGCAGUUUUCGUAUCAUCAAACGAAGCUUUCCAGCUAAUUGAUGAAAUCGCUGAAGGUGGUAAACCGCUGGAGCCAACGUGUGUUUAUGUUCUGAAAUUAUUGCCCAUCUAUACAUCACUAGUUCAUCAUUGGAGAUGUAUCAGCAAAACAAAAGAUGCUCUUUCAACACUUGCCGAAGCAGUCGCUGCCUCCCUGGUCAUUGAUCGUCAAGAACAGGCAUUAGAAUUUGUUCAUAUUGCUCUUGAUAUGCUUGAUGAGAUUCAGAAGAGAUCACCACACCUAGACAAAAAUCAGAAAUUGAUUUUCGCAAGAAUCAAUAGGCUUCACGGACAGAUUCUAUAUCAUAAGGGUGAUGUAAAAGAUGCAUACAGACUUAUGCCGGUAGCUGCAUCUUACCUUGGGCUCAAAGAAUCGAAGCAACCGACAUCUUCACCAGUUCGAAAUCUCUGGCUUAUCAUCAAAUUCUUCUGGUGCUGGAGGUUUCGCACACACAACAGUGAGUCUCUCGAUGUCUCUGUUCUCGAACAAGGCUACCUGUUUACUGAAUUGUUCCAAAUGGAUAAAGAACAAGGGCACUCAAAUUCGAAGAUAGCGCAUGCUGUAAAACUGUUCACAACAAUAACUUCUGGAAGAGCGCACAUACAUCAGGUAGUUGCAGCCUAUUCAGCGAUGAUAGAGUGCUGUCGAGAAAAAGGAUGGAAACCAACUUGUGAAGGACUACAGUGGGAUCUUCUAAGAAUAUGCGCGAAAAGAAACGACGAACUUUCAACAUACGACAGAACUAUACUUUGUGAGAUCUAUGGAACUAGUUGCAUUGAGAACUUCUUGCACGGACACUUGGAGAAGGCCAAGGUAGUUGGUAAAGCAGCAGCAGACAUUUGCACCUGUGUUCGAGAUGUUAACACCACGAAGACAUUUUGCGCCUACUACUUUUUCCUGUGUUUGUUCAGGAAUGUGUAUCAAGAAAGCAUUGAGCUGUUGGAGAUAAUGAGAAGCAAUGCUCAGUUGCUGCCGGAUGGUGUUGAUAUCCGGGCGUUGUACCAGGUUACCUGCGUAGAAAUUGCUUUAACUGGAGGCAACCCCCCUGAAAAAAUACAGGCUUGUAUUUCAUGUCUCAGAAACUAUCUGCAUGACAGUAACGGGAAGGUUCAAAGUUCUUCACUAAAAUAUUAUUUUGGGAUGACAGUUGCACUUUGGUUUGCACGUUGCGAAAAAUGGUCAGAAAGCGAGAUAUGGUUUGGCAAUGGCUUACUGUUUGAAAUACGAGAUUCCUCAUAUUACUCGUUGAUGGGCGAUGCGAACCGUGUGCAAUGUAUGCUGAUUACUAUGGCACUGAAACCUAAAGACGACAAGAGUCUUCUGGAAAACGUAAAGAAGACAUUCAAAAAAGCUUGUAAACAAGUUAAAUAUGUACCUGUACUAAAACCAAGAUUGUACCACUUAAGAGCAUACUUCAGUGCUAUCUUAAAGGUGAACACAAGAGCAAAGACAUUCGCAAAGAAAACCGUUAAAAUAUGUACGUCUCAAGGAAAUGUGCUAGAGAAGAGAUGGAUUAGUUCUAAUCUGGAGGUAUGGUUUGAUAAAGAAACCGCCGGCCAAGAGAAUAUAAAUGAGGCGUGGAAAGAACACUCAGAAGAUUGUGGUGGACAGUGGGAUCCAAACUUGGUCCCAGGAAUGAUCAUUUACAAUCUUCCGGUAAUAAAGAGGUGAGGUUAAAGGGCUGAAACAAUUGCAGUGCACAUGUUCAGUUCCAGACUGUGUUCAGAUGAUAUAGAGGAACAUGAAAAAAAGGUUGAAUGCAGCAGUAAGUGUGUCCAUGACUGAAGGUGGUCAGAUGUAAAAGCGAAGUAUGUCUUUUCUACUUGUUUGUUAACAGUAUGACCUAAGAUCAUAGUGUUGAUUAUACAGAAGCGAUUGUGCUUGCACAAGAUUCUGAGGACAAGUGCCGGAUGAACUCAGUCCGUGAGUAUGUUGAUACUAUCGCAAGUAUUCUUGAGAGUCGUUUCUCUGAAAUGAAAAAUAUAACAGAGAUUUAUAACGCUCGCCUUCAGUUUUGUCAUACGAAUUCCGAAGAUGUUAGUGUUUCAUAUUAAUAGACAACAUUAUAUUAAACAAUCUUAACAGAGUGGGUUAUCUAAUUUAGAAAUAGUAAUUGAUUCCCUAUCGGCGGAACGCCGGAGGAGACUGUAGGAAUGUCCUCCGUCCGUCCGUCUGUCUGUUUGCAAAUCUUGAUCCUGCAAUUACUCAGAAAGUAUUCAAGUUAGGUUCAUAAAAGUUGGUAUGUGAAUAGAGGUUAAUAUGUAGAUUAUGCAAGUUUAUUACUUAAUUAUGCUUGUAUAUCACAUGUCACGGUCACUAUUGAAGGUCGAGUAAAACUUGUUUCCGCUUCUAAACCUUUAUAUGACAUGAUGGAUUAUCUUAGUACUAUAUACAAACAUUCACAGUGUGUCAACACAUGAUCUGUGCUUUCCGGUUACAGAUGAAGGUCACUGUUCAAUGUCAAUUAAAAAUUUAUUUCCACUUCAAAACGUUUAUAUGAAUUGAAGGAUUUUUUUUAUAAAUACACAAAUGUUUCCCAUGAUUAGACUAUGUGUCGCGCACAAGACCCAUGGUUGUCGGUCAAAUGUCAAGGUCACAGUUGAAGUUCAAAUAAACUUGUCUCCAUUCCAUAACUUCUAUGUACUGAACACAGAUGUUCCCCAUGAUGAGGCAAUGCUCUUUGCUUGAGGGUCAAUGUAAAACAGUAAAUAGGUAAAACAGUUUUUGUUUCUUAGCUCCUAAACGCCUCGAAGCAUUUCAGAUCCUAACAAUCUUGUCAACAACCACAAGGGACGAAAACUAACGAAAUUUUCCACCGGUAGGGGAUUUCUGCAAUACACGGUCACUUGUUAAUGAUGGUGUGUAAUGAGUGAAAAAGAAAUUGUCAUAAUUUCUUAGAAUGUUGUCAGACUGUGGUAAAGUACAUUGUUAUGCUCCAUAACUAUAUGACAUCAGUUAAAGACAUUUCAUAUUGAAAGCGGGCUUAGAUUUACAAUGUAAGUAUAUUGUAUAUGAUCUUCUUCAUUAUGAUCACACUAUAUAUUCAUAUAAUUCCUUCAUUCAAAUGGGAAGUAUUAAUUAAAAAAGAUAUUAAAUAUUGGUAUAAAACACCUCAAGUUGCAUAGCCCUGCAUUACACUGAAACUUGUAUAUGGCACAUUCUAAAUGACAGCUGCGAUUUUUGUUUUUCUGUAAUUCUCCUGUGAAUAUGUUAAUUAGUUAUAAGAUACUAUAUGUCUAUGGAUGUAUGAGUUUUAUUUACAAUUUUCUGUAAAGAAAGAAUAUGUUUUGGAAUUGUGCUAGUUUUAUGUCAGUCACUUGUGUUCAUGUAAUAGAGUACUUGUUAUGAUAGCAAUCUACGAAUUUGUAUAUAAAGUAUUUUAUAUAGCCUUUUAUUGUAAUACUGUAUCAGUAUGUGUGGUAACUAUUUGUGAAUUUGUAUACUUACUCACAUAUGAAGAAUACAGCUUAAAUGUCA